GGCAACACCUCCCACUAGAGCAACGUUGGAGUCACCUCGGUCCCUUCUGCGCACCACCGCCCACCACUGCGCACCGUCUUACACCACACACUGCGCCCACGUACACCACCCCCCCCUACCUCCCUCACCUCUACGCCCACAUAUCCCCCCCCACCUCCCUUACAUCUCCAUCUGUGACGUCACUGUAUCUUACCACCUCUCCUGUGACAUCACUAUAUCUUACCACCUCUCCUGUGACAUCACUAUACCUUACCACCUCUCCUGUGACGUCACUAUAUCUUACCACCUCUCCUGUGACAUCACUAUACCUUACCACCUCUCCUGUGACAUCACUAUAUCUUACCACCUCUCCUGUGACGUCACUAUAUCUUACCACCUCUCCUGUGACAUCACUAUAUCUUACCACCUCUCCUGUGACAUCACUAUAUCUUACCACCUCUCCUGUUGCCUCUCGUGGUCUCUUCAGCUCGACUUCCAAAGGGUCACAAUGUUACGGCUGAUGCUGAUAGCAGCAUGUGUGGCGGCCGGCGUGUGGUCCGCGGCUCUCCAGGUCCCCCGGGAAUCCAAACUCCUGUACACCAAGACCAUCGCCGCCUCCAUCAUCAGCAGCGCCCCACCCGGAGCUAGACUCAUCGGGACUCGAGGCGACCUUCCUCCACUCAUCGAGAGACUCAUCCACAACGCCACACGGAUUAGAUAUAAUAUUGUUGACACUUUUCGCUGUAAUGGCAGGGUAUAUGGUUAUUAUGCCGACCAGGAUAACGACUGCCAGAUCUUCCACAUCUGUGUCCCGAUGCAGCAAUUAUUCCCCGAUCUGUACGAUGCCGAGGACAUCUAUCAGUUCUCCUUCAUAUGUCCAGCGUACACCAUCUUCACACAGGACGCCAUGGUGUGUGCGUGGGUGGACUCUGCAUUCCCUUGUUCAGAGGCUCACCACUUAUACGACCGCAACAACAACUUCUUCGUCGUACCUGCAGAGGAAGUCUACAGAGAGGCCCCAGUAUCUACAACUACUACUACUACUACUACUACAACUGCAUCCACUACAACAACUUCUACUAGAAAGCCCGUGUCUCGACCAUUUUGGACAUACUUCCGUUCGACAUUAGCAUCGUCACCCAAGCCUACGACACAGUUCACCCCCACAGUCAAUCAGCCAAUCACACCACAGAUAGAACUACUACCACCCCCAUCAACGCUACCCCCGGAGACGACCCCACAAGAGCCAUCAACUACACUACUUCCAUAACCAAGGAAAAAAGUCCCUUACAUGUCUCUUUCUGUCACUUCAAAUCCUUGUCUUAAAGUCUCCAUCUCUUCCUUUAUCAGCUUCCUACUUUUAACACAAGAUGGCAGGUUAGCUUGGAGUCCCUUCGUUCGUUCAUCCAUUAACCUGUAAACAACAACGCUAAUGUAAAUAAAGCCACGAAAGGUUUUGAUUGGGUUAGAUAUGGCAACCUGGUGGCUAUGUUUGUAACUUAAACCCGAUGAAAGGUUGGGACAAUGACAGAGAAUUUCUAUUGUUCUUCUUGUACCUCUCGUCAUGUAGACUCAUUGAUUCAUUAUAUUUGUACGGUCACUCAAAAAACUCUAUACAAAAUUGUGUUGAAAAAAUAUAACAACACUGAAGGAUUUUGACAACACUAUAGAGACAACAGGAGUCACAGUGUUCGUUCUGAAAUUCAUCGAUCACCUCAACCCCACAAGUAGAGACAUUUAGAGUGACUGUACCUUAAUACUGUAACCAUUUUGUGGGAAAGACAUUUAGUUAUGUACUUACAGUGGGCAUUAUUACUCUUAAGUACUGUAAUUCUGACUCUUAGGGCAUUAAUCCAGCAUUAUGUAUUAUACUGUAUAUGUUGGAUAAUUUGAAGGCAUUAUAGCAUUAAGUACUUUACCACGAAGAGUAUCAUUAAAAUGUUAUAUUAGUUAGUGCAGUUAGUAAAUUGAUCAGUGUUUGCUAACUAUCCCCUAAUACUGUGUUAUAUAAGUUGUUGUGUCAGCGGAGACAACUUAACACAGCUUACCAUGGUUGUGGUUGGUGCAGCAUUUACAAUAAUUUAAUAAUGAUAUAAUAGCACAUUAACUACCAGUGAUGUUGUGUUGGCAGCAGUACCAACACUUAAGAGAUUGGUGUAAAUAACUCAUUAAUUCUGUUGUUGUUGUCAGUAGUACCAACACCUCAACACUGGUCUAAAUAACUCAAUAAUUCUGUUGUGUUGUCAGUCGUACCAACACUUAGAGAUUGGUGUAAAUAACUCAUUAAUUCUGUUGUUGUUGUGUUGGCAGUAGUACCUACACCUCAACACUGGGUUAAACAGCUCACUAACUAUGGGUGUACAGUAGCAACAACUUCUACACCUGUAAUCAAUAAUAGUUUUAGUCUGUACCUGAUAACACUGAUGCUAGUGAACCUGAUACUAUCUGUGUGUCUAUACUAACCUCUGUGUUAAUAUCGUGCCAAAAAUAAACAAUCACGUCAAAACAGA
Molecule: messenger RNA, 2489 nt
Organism: Homarus americanus (American lobster)
Lineage: Eukaryota; Metazoa; Arthropoda; Malacostraca; Decapoda; Nephropidae
Exons: 5
Coding region: 488-1249 (253 amino acids)
Cellular component (GO): extracellular region
Molecular function (GO): chitin binding
Source: RefSeq, a predicted model, not a curated record